Molecule: messenger RNA, 1374 nt
Organism: Penicillium chermesinum
Lineage: Eukaryota; Fungi; Ascomycota; Eurotiomycetes; Eurotiales; Aspergillaceae
Gene: mmm1
Product: ERMES complex subunit MMM1
Exons: 4
Coding region: 1-1374 (457 amino acids)
Biological process (GO): mitochondrion organization; phospholipid transport
Cellular component (GO): endoplasmic reticulum; ERMES complex
Molecular function (GO): lipid binding
Source: RefSeq, a predicted model, not a curated record
AUGGCGCUCCAACCACAAGAACUUGCGCCAGUGGCACCGCAGUCCUCCCUGUCCUUUACACAGGGAUUCCUUUUGGGACAGCUCUCUGUCGUUCUCCUGAUCGGCGCCUUCAUCAAGUUUUUCAUCUUCGGCGAAGCCCCACCUCCCCCUCUCGCGGACGGCCAGAAGUCAUUACGUGAGAAACCGUCGACUUCAAAUGUGCUUCGUCCAGUUCCUGCCUCCUCUACAAAUACCCGAUCUAUCCUACGCAAGACCUACUACAGCGCAAUCCCAACUAACCCCUCCUCGAAACAUGGCCGUCAACGCAUACACCAUACAUCCCAUCAGCCGGAGUCAUUGGACUGGUUCAACGUGUUGAUUGCCCAGACAAUCGCACAGUAUAGGCAGACUGCAUAUGUGCUCAAGGACUCGCCCACCUCCUCUAUACUCAGCUCCCUGAAUGCUGCCAUGAACAACCCCGAGAAAAAGCCAUCUUUCAUCGACAAGAUAAAUGUGACGGACAUUUCCUUGGGUGAGGAGUUCCCAAUCUUUAGCAAUUGCCGAAUCAUCGCAGUUGAUGACCCGAACUCGGACGGCGGGCGGCUCCAAGCCUUGCUGGAUGUGGACCUCAGCGACGACAAUCUAUCCAUCGCGGUAGAAACCUCCAUGGUGCUGAAUUACCCCAAACCCCGCUCUGCGAUUCUCCCCGUCGCAUUAUCUGUCUCUGUUGUGCGUUUCUCAGGCACGCUUUGUAUAUCGCUGAUCCCCGCAUCAACCGAAACCGACCCACUGCAUACCCCAGCCGGCUCUCCUCCUCCGCCAACAGAAGCACCCAGCUCCCCAGGCAACAAUUCCCAAGACAAGCCUCCCCCUAAAAGCAGCCCGAAGAGCAAUGUCGCUUUCUCUUUCCUGCCUGAUUACCGUCUUGACCUUUCCGUGCGCUCGCUCAUCGGGUCCCGGAGUAGACUUCAAGAUGUUCCCAAGGUAGCUCAGCUCGUAGAAGCCCGUGUCCACGCCUGGUUCGAAGAGCGCGUCGUCGAGCCACGCGUGCAAGUAGUCGGGCUUCCAGAUCUAUGGCCUCGCAUGGGCAGAACCGGCGUACGGACCGAAGAUUCAGACACUGGGUCCACCGCGCCUCCACGAACUGCAGGAUCCGCUGACCCAGGCAGCCCCUACCAGUUCUCUGGAGAAGAGGGGCUGCGAUUCCGGGGAGUCUCGGAUCCCCGCUUGGGGCUUGGGACCCUGGGUGCGGGCUCAAGGAGCAGCAGUUUCAAUGUUGAUCUAGGGAGUCUUCGCAGUCCGAGUCUAACGCGCCAGGAUAGCACUGAUGCCCCGAGUGAAUCAUUGCAGAUGCCUGGUGGGUUGCCGACGGGUGUGUCUACAGCGCGAGAAUAG